UGCCUUCUAGAUUCGCGAGUGAGAAGCGGCGCUGCCUGGCAAUUUACAGAGCGGAAGUGCUAGUGGUGCUUCCUUCAAGCUGGAGGAUGACUGUCAAAUGGGUUUUGCACUGGCAGCCCAACGCAGGAACUUUGGUGAAUAGCCAAAUUCUUAAUGAAAUUUCUCAGUGCGUUGAGAGCAUCAAUGGUGUCAAAGACGGAAGAUGGAAAGCGACUCUAACAUUCUAUCGACCCAAUUUACGAGACCCGUCGCUGCAGGCCGAAUUUCCGCGUGAUUUUCUGGGGAUAUCGCUUCUAGAGCAACCUCACAAAUACUACUUCAUAAUUCGCGGCCAGAGGAUCGUUCUUGAAGCAGAUUCUUCAAUUCUGACUAUAAUGGAGAAGCUGCAAUCGUACAAGUCUAAGGUGGCACUCAAUUUCGAGGGUGUGGUGUAUAAACUUGGUGACUUUCAGCUGAAAGUUGGAAAAGUUGCCACUAGUACUUCUGAAAGCCUGAGAGGAAUUGUGAUGGAGUUUGAGUAUCUCCCCAUUUCAUCCAUGGAGAAAUCUAGGCAGCUUAUGGAAGAAUUCCUUAACAUGUGGCGAGAAAUAGUGUCAAAAAAAUCAUUACCAGGUCAAUUCAUGCACGUGGAACCAAAUUACGCAGAAUAUGGUCUGUUGGAUAAAUAUACUUCGCAACAUACAGCUGUUCUGUAUGCUACUGCGUUCGCCCAACUCAUUGUACAACAACAAGCCGGGCAGCCUACGAGGAAUUAGUAAGAGCGAAUGGCUUCCAUUCUCGCCUGUUCCCUGAGUAAUGUUUGAAUCUAGGAGAAUGUAGAGGGAAAAAAAGAAAAAGAAAAAGGAAGAGGUUGGAUUUUUCCCCGGGGAAACGUCCAAAUUAAGUUUCCAUUCUCUGUUCAUAAUAGCAUUGUAUUGUUAUUAUUAUAUUUCGAUUUUGAUUUGAUUUCUAGAAGAAAUAAAACCCAAGUAUUGUAUGUAUUUAUUAUCAGUGCCUUCACAUUAUCUUGUUCACUAAUCUAUUUUUUUCAAUUUACAUAAA
Neltuma alba is the source of this 1041-nucleotide messenger RNA. Its product is annotated as mediator of RNA polymerase II transcription subunit 20a-like. Gene Ontology annotation, biological process: regulation of transcription by RNA polymerase II. Gene Ontology annotation, molecular function: transcription coactivator activity. The record is from RefSeq and is a predicted model, not a curated record. Gene Ontology annotation, cellular component: mediator complex. Lineage: Eukaryota; Viridiplantae; Streptophyta; Magnoliopsida; Fabales; Fabaceae. The transcript has 5 exons. Bases 87 to 755 code for a protein of 222 amino acids.